GCCCCUCAUCGAUUGAAUCACAUGGGCAGUCAACUAUGCGCCUCUCGUCUUAACCAGCAAUCUCCUACGUCGCAUCAGAUCUAAGUAGCAUGCCCCCGAAACGAAGAGGCGGCGGAGCUCCCAAAGAGAAGAAAGGCCGACAAUCCAAACUCGCGAAAGAGAACAAUAUCACCGCGGAGGAAGAAAAUGAAAUAAAAGAAGCAUUCGGACUCUUUGCAGAUAAAAAUGAAGAGUUCAAAGAUGAGAAGGAAGGCGUAAUGCGCACGAAGGAUGUGCGACGAGCUCUUGUAGCACUGGGUCUUCCACCGGAUUCAUCGUCAGAACUCUCCUCCAUCGUCGCCGCAGUCGAUCCCACCUCUACCGGUUUCCUGACCUACGACGCUUUCGUUUCUGUAGCAGCCGCAAAAUUGCAUAUGCGUGGCGACGAUGCGCUUGACGCUGAAGUUGAUGCAGCGUAUCGUUUAUUUACACAGGGAUCCGAGGGACCUAUUACAUUAAAUCAUCUGCGGCGAAUAACGCGGGAUCUCAAGGAAGAUAAUGUUGGCGAUGAUUUGUUGAAGGAUAUGAUUCGGGAGGCGAAUGGGGGUGAUGUACUACAAAAGGGAGUGACCUUGGAGCAGUUUCGGGAUGUUAUGUCUAGAGCUGGUGUUUUCUAGGUUCGGUUUAUUUGUGGGACAUCUACUCGGUCUGUGAUAUCGGCGCCUCAAAAGGUCUGCUGUAUUCACAUACCCAAAUGGUUUGGGAUGGAUGGAGUUUCGGGUAUCUGUUUCUAUUCUAUUCACUGCUACCACAUCGUAGCAUUUCGUACGAAGCAUCGCUAUGUAUACAAGAUCUGACGUCUUUUGAAAUAUAUCUCAAUUCGAAGGACCAAACCCUGUCAUAUUCGUGAUGUGCACUCCUAUCAACUAGUGUACAAUCCUAGAAGCCCAAACGCCAGUUCUGUCAGAAAAUAUCCAUGCGUAUACUAGCAAAUCAUUGCAUAAGUGACUCAGUCGGCCUUUUAAAACCUUUGUCAUGAGGAACAUAUUCACUCGAUGAGGGAAAAAAAAAAGGGUAUCAAAUAAAAAAAAAAAUAAAAAAAAAAAUAAAAAAAAUUGGCAAUCAAGCCGCAAUCAUAUGGACACAAGGUAAUCUCUGCUUUACAUCAUCGAGCUCAAGGAUGGGGUUAGAUGUGUCUGACGAGCUUUGAGUCAGGCGAGCGGAUGAGAAUUCCGAGUCCAUGCUGAUAUCCGAAGUAUCAGAGCCAGGGGAUGAUGUCCGGAUUUUGACAAAGGCCGAGGUGUCAGGUUGCUUCUCGGGCCCUGGGUAUGGCUUUGAUGUCUGCUCAUUUCUCAUAACCAAGUUAUUCUCAGAGAGCUCACCGGAAACGUCAUUCCAGCUUGACUGCGGCUCGUCGACACACUCAUAAAAUAACAUGAAAACACCGCCUUGGUCAAAUACUGUUUGUUCACUAACCAAACGAACGUCUUCAUCACUGAGUCGGAACCAGUGAUGCUUCGCUUGCUUCUCAGUCUCCAUGUCCUCGGAGACGGUAGGGAAAUCCUGAGUCGAGAAUUUUCGGAAACAGAUAUAAUGCCCAUUCUCGUGUCUUCCGUAAUGCGCCAAAACAGCUUGUAACUCAUAUUUCCGGGGAGAAACUUCUCCCGCAUUUGGAAGCAUAGAAGUUUGUGAAUCUGUAUUCCAAACCUCUGGAGAAUCUGUCUCUUUCAUCACAUCCCGCGUACCAAGACACCACUCGCCGAGAUCAAGAGAACGGGGAAAUCUGACAUCUGCAUGGUUCUUCCGUAAAGCACCAGUUUCCUCGUCAAAAACACUCCGAUUAACAUGAAUCACCAAAUUCUUUGGAGCUCUCGCAAUAACCGCCUGACGAGAUUUCGUAACUGAUACCCUAUUCUUUGAGGGUAUAUGACAUUUCUUUGACAGAGCUUUUUCGGUAAAGUCUUCUUCAUCUAAAGCCUCUUGCACAGCUUGCAAACGAGAUUGAGCAGAACUCUUCAGACUCGACGCCACAGUCGCCGCCUGGGCCCCUUGUACAAUGUUGUCGUCUUCUUCAAUCUGCUUGAGAAGAUGAUUUAGCUGAUCUCGCAUACGUAGUAGUGUGCACUUUGCGCAUUCAACGCCCUCAAUAGUCUCCAAAGCCAUAUAAUCGUCAAGGCAGGCUCGGAUAUCGUACUCUCUGUUUUUGCCAAGAGAAACGGUCAAGCAGUUG
Molecule: messenger RNA, 2209 nt
Organism: Talaromyces stipitatus ATCC 10500
Lineage: Eukaryota; Fungi; Ascomycota; Eurotiomycetes; Eurotiales; Trichocomaceae
Product: EF-hand superfamily Ca2+modulated protein
Exons: 3
Coding region: 90-656 (188 amino acids)
Source: RefSeq, a predicted model, not a curated record